ACAAGAUAAUUCUCUGGCAUUCUUUCCCUUAGUCCCAGCACACCUAUUGGGCUGGGCACAGUUAUCUGAUGGUCCCAGUGGUAUGCUAGGCUGGUUCUGGGGUGUGAGUGUCUCCUCCACAGUGGGAAUCAGGAGCCUCUUGGGCCAGCCAAGCCCUGCUGGGAGCCCAGAGCCUCUUGCUGCAAAGUCUCCAAGAGACGCCCCCAGAAGCCCCCCUGACCCACAGAAGUCAUGGGGAAGAGUAGUUCAGCCCCCAGAUUUUCAGGAGCAGGCAGGCAAGUCCUCAUGGAGCUGGGCGCUUCCUUUUUCUGCUGCUUCUGCCUCUCUUCUGCAUCCCUCCUCUGACGGUGAGUGAAGGUGUGUGGCUGGGUGGCUCCCAGCUGGAGAAUGGGGAAGACCCAGCAUUAGUAAUCCUCCCUGAGCCCUUCCUGGAGGAGAGGACCCCAGGUGUCUCCCUAAAUUCCUGGGGAGAAAGAGCUGAGGAAAAGGAGCACAGCAGCGGCAGGGCUGGGAGAGACAGCGGCAGGGAAACCUGUCUUUACCCCCACUUCUCCUCUACUGUAAAUAAACCCCGAGCCAAAGGGCUCAUCCGUCUCCUUAAACAGCCAGUAAACUUUAUAUGACACAAUAUCUAAUAGUAAUUUAUUGGGGAGAUAUUGUAAAUUCCAACGGUUUUAGUUAAUAAAGGAGCUAAUUAAAGAGGGACGGGCUGGGCUCGGCCAGCUGUUGGUGAGAAGAUAAUACAUCUGGGGGGGUAGUGCAGGGUGCAGAAGCGUGUAUGUGCGGGUAUUUUUGGUGUGGCUUUUUCCCUCUUGCCCCGUGUCGGGCGAUUGCCUCGAUCUCUGCGUUAGGUUUUAUAUGAUUUUUUAAAAACCAGAAGCCAGAGAAUAAAUCUGCCCCCGCGGUUCGUUCCCUCCCCCCCCACAUUGGGGAAGGGGGAAGUUGGAGUUGGUGCGGGGUGGGGGGAUUCUCUGUCCCCACCCAUCCCCCUGGCGGCGGCGCCCACGUGAGCUGGACGGCCAAUGGGUGGCCGGUGCAGGUUUAACUAUGUUUAAUGUCAGAUAGCAAUAAAGUAGAAGCUGCCGGUCGGGCCCCGCGGAAAUGGGCGAGCAUAAUCUCCUGAAUCCCGGGUUUGUGGGGCCGCUGGUGAACAUCCACACGGGAGACACCUUCUACUUCCCCAACUUCCGUGCGUCCGGGGCGCAGCUGCCCGGGCUGCCUUCGCUGUCCUACCCGCGCCGCGACAACGUGUGCUCGCUGCCCUGGCCGUCGGCGGAGCCGUGCAAUGGCUAUCCGCAGCCCUAUCUCGGCAGCCCGGUGUCGCUCAACCCGCCCUUCGGCCGCACGUGCGAGCUGGCGCGCGUGGAGGACAGCAAGGGUUAUUACCGCGAGCCGUGCGCCGAGGGCGGCGGCGGGGGCCUGAAGCGUGAGGAGCGCGGGCGCGACCCCGGCCCAGGAGUCGGGCCCGGGGCAGCGCUGCUGCAGCUGGAGCCGUCGGGGCCGCCUGCUCUCGGUUUCAAGUACGACUACGCGGCAGGCGGCGAGGGUGGCGCGGGACCCCCGCACGACCCGCCCUCGUGCCAGUCGCUGGAAUCCGACUCCAGUUCGUCCCUGCUUAACGAGGGCAACAAGGGCGCCGGCGCGGGCGACCCCGGCAGCUUGGUAUCGCCUUUAAACCCCGGCGGCGGCCUCGCGGCCAGCGGCGCGCCCUGGUACCCGAUCCACAGCCGCUCACGGAAGAAGCGCAAACCCUAUUCGAAGUUGCAGCUGGCGGAGCUGGAGGGCGAGUUUCUGGUGAACGAGUUCAUCACAAGGCAGCGCCGGAGGGAACUCUCAGACCGCUUGAAUCUUAGUGACCAGCAGGUCAAGAUCUGGUUUCAGAACCGCAGAAUGAAAAAGAAAAGACUUCUGUUGAGGGAGCAAGCUCUCUCCUUCUUUUAGGGGGCAAGACACGGGCGCCAGCCCCAGACUGAGCCUGUCUCUGGCAGAGAGCAAAGAGGGGGCACUGCCUGGGACACAGUCCCCGCUUAGAACGCCAGGCGUCUCUGGCAGGUCCUCCUGGGACGUCCUCUUGUCUGUUUUGUUCGUGGUUCCCUCCCACACACCCCCCAGCAGACCCUGCCAGGUCCCAGAGAGAAGGGAAGAACCCAGCCAGGGAGAGGAAGCCCACAGCUGCAGGCAGGGGGUAGGGGCAGGGAAGGCUGAGGCGCUGGGGAGGGGCUAGUUUGACAUGGGACCGGGGCGUUGGGCCUCCGUCUGAAGAUCUGGAGGAAAGGUGACUCAGGCGUCCCCUCCCACCACUUUCCUUCCGUGGUCUUAGGUCUGUCUGCCUGCAGGAGUAGGCGAGGGUGGGGACAGUGGGACUAAGGCUCUCAGAACUUGCAGUUAUUGGGGUUAGGAGAGGCUGCGAGGAGGGAGCAAGAGUGGAGGAUGGGCAGAGAGCAGGGAAGGGGUCAGGGUAGCUCUGGGAGGGCAGAAGGAAGUGGGGGGACCUAGGAGGAAGUGUGGUUUGGGAGAACAGAAUGAUCAGCAAUGUCCAGGUCCGCUGGGGUCUGGGUCCUCCAGGCCUGGACACAGAGCAGGCCCAGGCAUAAGCAUUUGGCAGACCCGGCUGUGGACAAGGUGAUGAUCAGGCUUUUGUCCCCUCUAGGGCAGGCCACCCGAACCGUCUCCUGGUCCCCAGCCCUCUCCCGAGCCCCCUGCGCCCAUUCGCUCACAGGUGUGCUGCCAUCCACUCUUCCUGCCGCUGAGGCGGCUGCGGACCGGAAGCCGCAAGCGGGGAAUUGAGAGCUGAGCGGACGCAGCCUCGGGUUCAGUAGCCACCCCAGGGACCUCCACCUGGCCCUCCGGGAAGCCCAGGAAGCUGUAAAAGGAGCUGCGAAGCGCGGCAUUGAUUGGCCGAGAGAGUUUCUGGCAGCCGCUGCAGAUUCUCCCUUCGCCGCUGGCGUUCACGGUCACGGCCGGCCGGAGGCUGGACCGGCGUAAUUUACGAGGCGGGAAGAGAAUCCGCCCCUAAAAGGGGCUACCGGCCGCGGAGGCCCCCGCUCAGCCCGGGUUUCCCAGGCUGGUGACAAUGAAGGAGGGGGCACUGCAGCCCCCCACCCAACUCCUUUCUCUCUUUUACCCACCCCUACUCCACCUGCUCCCCAACGGCGCCCUUUGUCUCAGGAUCCGCUGUCUCCGCCCCCAGGCCAGGGAGCCGCAGAUUAGGAGGACCAGAGCAGAGGGAAGGGCACAUCCCCAAAACCCACUGGAGGCCAGAAAGUGGCUUCUCCAGCCGAGGGCCUUUUAUUCAUAGCCCCCUUCAGGCCCCAGCCCCAGCCCAGUAGAUCCCAGGCUGGCUUCCGAAAGAGAAGCUGUGAAGGAGCCCCCCUGCCUUCUUGCACUCUGUUUUGAUUCCCCUUGGUGAGAGUCCCCCAACCUCCCACCUGCUGACCCACCCUUGCCAGGAUCAAGAGGGCGAGAAGCAGGGGAAUGAUGGGAGUUAAGCCCAGCCUGGACAGUGUGAAACUGGCCCGCCAGCUUGGAGUUCUUCCCACCUGGGGAAAGUCUCUCCUUCCACACCCUGGAAAGGCAAUCCACUCUCCCACCAGAUUCAAGUCCCUGUGAAAGACUGUGCAGAGGCAUGGGCAAACAUAUAGGCACAGCUGCCCAGUACAGCACUUGGCCCACACCACUCUCCUGACUGUACUUGCAAAGAGGCAGCCUCAUAUCCCCAAAUACAGCCCUGCAGAGUAGCCGUACAAUCACAUACCCUCAUCCCCCACUGGGCACCUGACACACUUCCCCACCCACAUUAACCUAUGUACACGUUUGCAGAAAUCACCACCGUUCCAGCUGUCUGCACACUCCCCUGUGGGCUGGCGCUGGGUAUGAGGCACUCCCCUCUUUGCCUGGUCACCCAUGUACCCCUUCAUACAGCCCCUCCUGUGACCUCUUGGUCUCUGGGGUGCUGGAUUUGAGUUUCAGCACUCCAGCCUGACUCUCGCAGCUUAAUAAAGGAGACCAAAACACUCCAAACGGGGUGGGGGGACAAAGAUAUGCAAUAUUCUCUUCCUGUCGCUUUAAACUUGAUUUCUGUGAGCUUCUCUGUCAAUCUGUGUCCUGUUCUCUGUGUCUGUUGCUAGUACCUAGCGUGAUCCCUGUGGGUAGAUGCCCUCCUUUCCUCCCUCCCCGGUUCUCUGUAGUGUGCCCUCCUAUGCAAACGUCUGUCUCUAGCACGUUUUCCCUUUAUAUAGUCCUUGUACAGAGUUGCUUCAUCAUAUUAAUAUUAAUAAUAAUAAUUAAAACAUGAUGGUA
Molecule: messenger RNA, 4299 nt
Organism: Aethalodelphis obliquidens (Pacific white-sided dolphin)
Lineage: Eukaryota; Metazoa; Chordata; Mammalia; Artiodactyla; Delphinidae
Gene: HOXC12
Product: homeobox C12
Exons: 2
Coding region: 1102-1941 (279 amino acids)
Biological process (GO): regulation of DNA-templated transcription
Molecular function (GO): sequence-specific double-stranded DNA binding; DNA-binding transcription factor activity, RNA polymerase II-specific
Source: RefSeq, a predicted model, not a curated record